Merops nubicus (carmine bee-eater) is the source of this 3636-nucleotide messenger RNA. It is a transcript of the gene ALPK1, whose product is annotated as alpha-kinase 1. The record is from RefSeq and is a predicted model, not a curated record. Gene Ontology annotation, biological process: protein phosphorylation. Gene Ontology annotation, molecular function: protein serine/threonine kinase activity; ATP binding. Lineage: Eukaryota; Metazoa; Chordata; Aves; Coraciiformes; Meropidae. The transcript is spliced from 13 exons. Bases 1 to 3636 code for a protein of 1211 amino acids.
AUGAAUAGGCAAAGCGCCGUGGCCGCGCUGCUGCAGGAGUGCAGGCGAGCUCUGGACACGCUCCUGCUGGCCAAGGCUGGCACGGGCCAGGGAGAUGAGCGAGAAUACCAGCAGUGCCAAGCAUUGCUUCCUGAGGACUUGAGGACCCUUCUGGAGGAAGCAAAGGAAAUGAAGUGGCCUUUUGUGCCAGAAAAGUGGCAAUACAAACAAGACCUCAGCCAAGAAGACAAAACAAACCUGCAAGAUAUGAUCAGCACAAGGCUCCCCGAUUUGCUGGUUUAUUUGAAAGCCUCCAUCAUGGUCAAGGACUUUGUGACAGCAGCUGGGAUUGUGUUCCUGAUUGACCGCUUCCUGUAUUGGAUCGAUGCCUCCAGCAAGCUCCUUCAGAUUGCCAAGGGCCUGCACAGGCUGCAGCCCACCAUACCCAUCAGCCCUCAGGUGCUCAUCCGCCAGGCUCGCCUCUCCGUCAACACAGGUAAACUUUUAAAAGCUGAAUAUAUCCUAAGCAGCCUUAUUAAUGACAAUGGAGCAACAGGUACCUGGCGGUAUGCUCAGGAAAGCGACAGGAUUCUUGUUCAGUCAGUCUGCUUACAAAUCAGGGGACAGAUUCUGCAAAAACUUGGGAUGUGGUACGAGGCAGCAGAGUUGAUCUGGGCGUCAGUCGUGGGAUAUUUCAAACUUCCUCAGCCAGAUAAAAAGGGAAUUGCUACUUCCUUGGGUAUUAUGGCAGACAUCUUUGCUUCUAUGAAUGAGAAGGAUUAUGUACGUUUUAAAACCAAUGCUGAGGUUGACCUGGGCCUUCUCCGAGAGGUCAGUCAUCGCUUAUUGUCAGCUGCUGAGGCCUGCAAGCUCGCAGCAGCCUACAGCCAGUACACCCCACUGUUUGUCCUCACAGCCAUGAACAUCCGUGGGGUGUGUUUGCUGUCCUAUAGUCACUCCAAGGACUGUCCCCCAGAAAAGAAAAAGUUCUACUUGUCUGAAGCCAAAGAAUCCUUUGAGAUUGGCCUCCUCACCAAGAAUGACAAGAGCCCCAUCACCAGUAAGCAGGAGCUCCACAGUUUUAUUAAAGCUGCUUUCUGUCUCGCAACCGUGCACCGAUGGCUCUAUGGGGAGAGUGAGAAACUCCAUGAGGUGGGUCAGCUGUGUAGAGAAGCCCUGGGAAAGCUGCAUUCCUACAGUACUUCAUUUACAGAAGAGGAAGACAAAGAAAUGCUCGCCAAAGAGAUCAUGUCUCUGAUCUUAUCUGUGAAGAAGCUCCUGCAAGUAGAAAGCUUCCCUAAUUCUGAUGCCAGGUCUUAUGUUCCAGACAGUUAUAGAGGCACAGUGGAAAAACCUAUCCUGCAAGGGGAAGCUGACUUUGAGAAGAUCCUCGCCAUGCAUUCUCAGCAUCAUGUGUCAGUGUGUGAAGUGUUUGAAAAGGCUUGCAGGAUUCACAAAACCACUCCAGGAGAGACCCAAGUGGGAGCUUGUAUCACGAUGUUAAGAACAGAAACCAAAAGCAUGGACACUGUGUGUCCUACCGAAGAAAGAGCAUACCAGAGGAAAGGUCCUGUGAAAAUGCUGAAGUCACCAACAGCAGGAGGUAGCUCAGAGAGGCUCAGUGGACAGAGAAAUAAACACAUUGGUUCUGAUGUGAUGAAAGCUUCCUUUGAUGGAGACUUUGAGCUGUUAGAAAGAGAAAUAAAUGAAGAAAAUGGUGUUUUCAGCAAAAGGCAAAACAGGAGUCAAACCACUACUUCAGAGGAUUCUUGGUGCAAGCUGUCAAAAUCAAGUUUCUCUUCCAGCUGGGAGGAACUAAACUGUAAGAGCAGCAAAGAGUGUCCCAGGGAAGGGCAGCAGCGGGAAAAGGGCUCAGUGGAGGAGCAGUGUUGCACAACAGAAUCUGAUGAAAAUGGUCAAGCUGCAGACUUGUGCUCAUUGCCUCCCAGAGCCUGGCAUCAUUCUCCUCGAGAGCCUCUCCAUAGCUAUUGGGGGUCUCCUCAGCCUUCUGACGAGGCAGGUGCACCUCUGGUACAGAAGGCAUCUCUUUGCAGAGAAGAGCUGCGGGAGGGAAGACACUGUGGAAAGAGCUCUUCAGAAAAGCAAGCAGGGGAGGUGAACAACACCGUUCCUUUGCUCUCCAACCUUUACUCUGUUUCUACUGGGCUGAAGAAGGAAAAGGAGGAGGAAGAGGAGGAGGCGAAGUCCUCCUUGGGCUGCAGGACCAAGGACAGCGUCAGGGAGCGUGGCGGUUCCUCCUCAUCCCGGCCCCGGAGCCCCUUCCUGUGGGUCAACCCAGAAGGAGAAACUGCAGAUAGCAUAGAGGAUCCCUCGUUUGAGACACGUCCCCCCACAAAUGGGGAUGCUUCUGUAGUAUCGAUGAGCACCAAGCCAGAAAUGGCCAGUGACCCCUCUGUGUGUGGCUGGCUGAGGAAAUAUGCUGUGGUGGGAAACGGAUCUCUCCAAGCACCUGAAGUUGACACCCAGGCAGAGACAACAGAUAAUGAUGAAUUCGAUUUUGUCAAUAUUGGAGGCUUAGUAAACAAUUAUCCUACAGCAUCUGUUCCAAAGCCUCAGUCAACUCCCACUGCACCAACAGCUUUGCCCUCGAGGGGAAAAAUACCCCUGAACGAGCACUUUGACUGUGCCUCUACUGAAGCAGAUGAAGAAGACUCUCAGGACAUGGUGAGCAGCAAGAGACAAUCCAGUUCAUCUCUGACUUCGUGGUGCAAAUCAGCACAGAUGCCCAAGAGUUCCCCUGAAAGUUCAUUCCUGACCUCCAGGGGAAGUGGUUUUGUCCUCAUGCCUGGGAGAAUGAAGGCGGACACCCUGGACGCUCGUUUUCUGAGGGACGAGGAUUACGCGCAGCUUCUGGCAGGAGUAGAACAUAAUUGGCUCGUCCAGAGAUUGAUGCCUACUGGAAUUUUUAAGUCCAGACAGCUUCGUAAAGCAUACUCUGCUCUUCUUUUAAAAUACUCCAAGAAAUCAGGCCUCUGGACGGGCCAAGAAACAGCUGUAUUCAUUGGGGACUACCUGAAUGUGGCAAAGGAAGGCAAACAGAGAAGUGCAUUUUGGAUACACUUCCUGCACCAAGAAGAAAGCCUGGGAAGGUAUGUUGGGAAAGAAUAUAAAGAGGAAAAAGGACUUCUUCAUCAUUUCAGUGAUGUGGAACGGCAAAUGACUGCCCAGUACUACGUGACGGAAUUCAACAAAAGGCUGUAUGAGCAGAAGGUCCCUACCCAAAUCUUUUAUAUCCCAUCUGCAGUACUCCUGAUACUGGAAGACAGAACUAUAAAAGGAUGUUUGAGCGUGGAGCCCUACAUCCUUGGGGACUUUGUGAAGCUGUCCAAUAACACAAAGGUAGUAAAGAAUGAGUACAAAGCCACGGAGUACGGCCUGGCCUACGGCCAUUUCUGCUAUGAGUUCUCCAACGGAACCGACGUUGUCGUUGAUCUGCAAGGUUGGGUGACAGGUAAUGGUAAAGGCCUCAUCUACCUCACAGACCCCCAGAUUCAUUCUCUGAAUAGCAAAGAUGUUUCACGUUCCAACUUUGGGAAGAAAGGAAUUUAUUACUUCUUUCAUAAUCAACAUGUGGAGUGCAACGAAAUCUGUCGCUGCCUUUCUUUAACAAGACCCUCAGCAGAGCUGCAGAUGUAG